AUGCUCCAGACUUGGCAUGUAAGUACUCCAAGGCCUAUUGCUUCCAAGCUUGCUGCUGAUACCCCUUUUAUUACUGGACAGUUCGGGGGUGGAAAAGUUGAGUACGCAGCUGAUGAUAUCGAUGAAAUACAUGAAGAAUGGUCGGAGUUUGUUAAAGGCUUCAUUUAUCGGUGGUAUUUUGUAUCUGCAAAACAAUAUUUUGGUUAACAGUGAAAUGCUAGGUAUGGUCUUUUGACAUGUGGUGUAAUGCUUGGUAUGGUAUUUUGACAUGUGGUGUACAUGUUUUUGUUAACUUUGUGUAAUGUUACUUAGGUAACUUGACAACCUGACAUGUAAUGUUGUUAG
This is a messenger RNA of Lactuca virosa, 345 nucleotides long. NCBI's taxonomy places the organism in Eukaryota, Viridiplantae, Streptophyta, Magnoliopsida, Asterales, Asteraceae. The record is from the annotation of a GenBank genome assembly.